Molecule: messenger RNA, 1476 nt
Organism: Pelagomonas calceolata
Lineage: Eukaryota; Pelagophyceae; Pelagomonadales; Pelagomonadaceae
Source: the annotation of a GenBank genome assembly
ACGCAACGAGAGCGCCGACAAUUGGAGCCGCCGCGCACGCCAUCGGCGCGAGGGCAGCUUCCGGGCACAUCUCCUGCACGACGCGAGACUGACCGCACGCCGCCGCCGCGGCCAACGGGCAGCAUGGCCGAAGCCAAGGAAGAUGAGGGGGCAGCCCCCCCAGCCGAGUCCAAGAUCAGUGAGGAGGAGCUCGCCGCCGUCGAGGAGCUAGCGGCAGCACAUAAGUGGGUUUUAGGAGAUGUCUUCACGAAGCAAGAGCUCGCGCAGCACGGCGUACGAACCGACGCGGCCGUCUGUGCGGUCCUACAACGAUCUCCGUUCUUCGAGUUCUUCGCCCUACCGCCACCGGAGGAGGCCAAGGUUGAUCCGAACGAAGAGCAGUUCGACCCUGACCAAGUGGAACCCUUGAACGCCUUCAAUUUCACGAGCGGCGACCUGAAGCUUAUGCUUGACGAAAGAGGCGUAGCUCCCAAGGGCUUCUUCAAUGACGACGCUCGGACCUUACAAAAGCUCUUGGACGACGAGCAUGCGACAAGAAUAGCCGAGCUGCGGGCCGAGUUCAACGCGAGAGUCGCGAAAAAGAGACAAACGGAGUUCAGGCACAAGCACCGGCUGCAAGUCGUCAAAGGUAUAAGGGAGGAGGCCGACGUCAUUGUAGAUGCGGGCGAGGACGGGGAUUUGACGCAGCGAUUGAUGGAGCUCCAUGAGCAGGCGCCUCAAGUGUUGAGUAUUGCCGAUGUGCUCAGAGCGUCACCAAAUCCAUCCGCGGCGGGUCGGUGCCUGGCCAAGGUGCUUUAUAGUCGUGUUACUUCCAUAAUAUCGUUGGAUCUCAGUCGUGCUCGCUUGGAUGAUACGGCUUGCGCGUAUGUGGCGCGAGCUUGUAGGGCGCCGGGCUCGGUCCUAGCUUCCUUGGAUCUCGAGGGGAAUGAGGCCGGUCCUAAAGCCUGUGAACAGUUAGCGGAGACCAUUGCUCAAACUUCGUUGAAGGCGCUGAGCCUCGAGGGCAAUAAUCUAACGCAAGGUGGUGAAGACGGUUUCAAGGAACUGUGUAGAGGGCUACGCUCCUCGUCAUUAACGCGGCUGUCGCUGUGGCGGUGUAACCUGCCUCAAUCAUGCGGCCCAUCGCUGGCCGAGGGCGUCGGUCCUUCACUCUUUCUCCUCGAGACUGGAGGGAAUCUAUUUCUUGAGAGAGAUUUAGAUGACAUCGAGGAUCGACUGCGGGCGAACCGUAAUGAUAGAGAUCAGAAAGCGGAAGAAGCGCGGCUGCUGCGACGGCGGACGCGGAAAGAGCAAAAAGCCAAAGCUGCCGCCGAUGCGUUGGCCGCAAAGCAACGCGACGUCGAGGAGUUCCUGGCGCGGCGCAAGCAGGAGCGCGCCGAAAAACGGGAGCAGGAGGCGAAGGAGAAGGCCGAGGCCGAGGCCCAGGCUCUGCUGGAGCGCGAGGCGCGCGAGAAGCAGCGUUUAAAGGAGGCCGCU